UUCACGAGUCAAGAGUCUCUAAACUAGUUGUUAAUUAUGAAAUAAUUUCCCAUAUACGCCUUUAUAUAAACGCCUUGCUACGAAGACAUAAAUUGCAAGCCUAAUACAUAAACAUCUUACGGCAAUUUCUUUUGAUCAAACCAUAUUAAGUUAAACAUGGCUCUUAAAAUUGAUUUGAUGAUCAGUAAUAUUCUAAUAUUGUUCUUUGUAGUUGGCAUAUUUAACUCUCAAGAUGCAAUUGCUCGCGGCCAGCCAAAACUAUCCGUGUCUGAGAGACACAAACAGUGGAUGGCGCGUCAUGGACGCGUUUACAAGGACGAAGCAGAAAAAGGAAAACGACUGAUGAUAUUCAAAGAAAAUUUGAAAUUCAUUGAGUCAAUCAAUAAGGCAGGAAAUCUGUCUUACAAGUUAGGCAUCAAUGAAUUUGCAGAUAUUACUUCGGACGAGUUUUUUGCAAAGUAUACUGCAUUAAACAUGCCUUCUUCACAUCCAUCACCUUCUCCAAUGUCGUCGGCGGAAUUCAUGAUCAAUGAUCUAACUGAUGAUGACAUUCCGUCUAACUUGGAUUGGAGAGACAAUGGAGUUGUGACGCAAGUCAAGCAUCAAGGUCAAUGUGGUAAGAUACAACAUAACACUUUUAAUUAACUAAUGACUAUAUGU
Molecule: messenger RNA, 660 nt
Organism: Capsicum annuum
Lineage: Eukaryota; Viridiplantae; Streptophyta; Magnoliopsida; Solanales; Solanaceae
Product: fruit bromelain-like
Exons: 1
Coding region: 157-645 (162 amino acids)
Cellular component (GO): lysosome
Molecular function (GO): cysteine-type endopeptidase activity
Source: RefSeq, a predicted model, not a curated record